Molecule: messenger RNA, 657 nt
Organism: Aspergillus lentulus
Lineage: Eukaryota; Fungi; Ascomycota; Eurotiomycetes; Eurotiales; Aspergillaceae
Product: CENP-X/MHF2 family protein
Biological process (GO): replication fork processing; resolution of meiotic recombination intermediates; DNA repair
Cellular component (GO): FANCM-MHF complex
Molecular function (GO): protein heterodimerization activity
Source: RefSeq, a predicted model, not a curated record
AUGCCUCCUGAACGACAAGGCACCCAAAAGCGCCGGCGCCUCCCCUUCAACCCCCCACGACCGCGAGACACCAUCACCACCGCUGGGCCCUCAACCUCAGUAUCAGCAUCAACCAAAGUCAAGCCUCCCUCCAAAGUCGCCAAGAAGACAGUCAAUGCGACAGCAUCCUCGUCGAAAAGUACACGCAAGCCCGCCGCUGUUACAAAAGCCUCUUCUUCUCGCCAGAAAGCCCCCGCCCGACCUAGCGCCGCGGCUUCAGACUCAGGCUCCGAACCGCAGUCUGGAUCUGAGGGCUCGGACACUGGCAGUCAAGAUCGCGAGAGAUCGCCCUCUGAAGAACCAGAUUACAUUCUUGCGGAGAUCACGAAUAAUGAUGAGGCGGAUGAUGUGAUGUCGAGCGAGCCUGCUAUCCCGCCGAAAUUGCUCACCAGGUUAUUACACCAUCAUUUCAAGAGCGAGAAGACUAAGAUUGCGAAGGACGCGAAUGAGGUUGUGGCUAAGUAUGUGGAUGUCUUUGUGAGGGAGGCGUUGGCUAGAGCGGCGUAUGAGAGGGCUGAAGGGUUGGCUGAUCGUCCUGGGGGGAUAUCGAUUGGAGAUGGGUUCUUGGAGGUCGAGGAUCUUGAAAAGAUGGCUCCGCAACUUGCGUUGGACUUCUAG